Engraulis encrasicolus (European anchovy) is the source of this 10060-nucleotide messenger RNA. RefSeq names its product spectrin, beta, non-erythrocytic 1 (gene sptbn1). Gene Ontology annotation, cellular component: cell projection; cortical actin cytoskeleton; spectrin. NCBI's taxonomy places the organism in Eukaryota, Metazoa, Chordata, Actinopteri, Clupeiformes, Engraulidae. Gene Ontology annotation, biological process: protein localization to plasma membrane; actin cytoskeleton organization. Bases 499 to 7620 code for a protein of 2373 amino acids. The transcript is spliced from 40 exons. Gene Ontology annotation, molecular function: structural constituent of cytoskeleton; actin filament binding; phospholipid binding. The record is from RefSeq and is a predicted model, not a curated record.
GGCGCGAGGGUCGCUCCACUCCGACUCGACUAUCUCCGCCCAUCUGAAUCCUUGCAGUGGCGGAGGGUGUCGACGAAGGGAAAGAGAAAGGCAGUGCGGAUCCCUCUAGUCACUCCCAGCGCUGCCUCGGCCAACCUCUCCCGUGUGCCCGUUUGCGGACUCCUAAACGUGGUGAACUUCAUUGCCUUUCCUUUUCAUCGGGCUUCUCCUCCGGAAGCCAGCCCAUGUGGACGCCAGCGGCCGCCAGUGAGUGAGCCAGUGAGAGAAGAAGAGAGGGAACAACACCUACGGAAAAAAGAGAGAGAGAGAAGGAACAAAAGAAAGGAGAGAGAGAGGAGGCACGUAAGAGAGAAACCGACCGCGAGAGAGACCACCUCUCCAGCCGGCAGGCACCCCCUCCACCCUUGCUCCCCCCCUCACCUCACCUCACCUCACCUCACCUGACCCCGCCCCCUCCUCGCCCGUGACCCUUGACCCUUAACCCACCCCACCGUAACCAUGUCGACGGUGGCGGCCGAGCCCAUGGAGCACAUGGAGCUGCAGCAGCAGUAUACGGGCGACUCGACGGUCAACAACCGCUGGCAACCGGACGACGACUGGGACAAUGAGAACAGCUCGGCACGCCUCUUCGAGCGCUCUAGGAUCAAGGCCCUCGCCGAUGAGCGUGAGGCGGUGCAGAAGAAGACCUUCACCAAAUGGGUCAACUCCCACCUGUCGCGCGUCUCCUGCCGCAUCACCGACCUCUACCUGGACCUGAGGGAUGGACGAAUGCUCAUCAAACUACUGGAGGUGCUGUCUGGAGAGAGACUGCCCAAGCCCACCAAGGGCCGCAUGCGUAUCCACUGCCUGGAGAACGUGGACAAGGCGCUGCAGUUCCUCAAGGAGCAGCGUGUGCACCUGGAGAACAUGGGAUCCCACGACAUCGUCGACGGCAACCACCGCCUCACGCUCGGACUCAUCUGGACCAUCAUCCUUCGCUUCCAGAUCCAGGACAUCAGUGUGGAGACGGAGGACAACAAGGAGAAGCGUUCUGCCAAGGACGCGCUGCUGCUCUGGUGCCAGAUGAAGACGGCGGGCUACCAGAAUGUCAACAUUCACAACUUCAGCACGAGCUGGAGGGACGGCAUGGCUUUCAACGCCCUCAUCCACAAACACAGGCCGGAUCUCAUUGACUUUGACAAGCUGAAGAAGUCCAAUGCCCACCACAACCUGCAGAACGCAUUCAACCUGGCCGAGCAGCACCUGGGGCUCACCAAGCUACUGGACCCCGAGGAUAUCAGCGUGGACCACCCAGAUGAGAAGUCCAUCAUCACCUACGUGGUGACGUACUACCACUACUUCUCCAAGAUGAAGGCCCUGAAGGUGGAGGGCAAGCGUAUCGGCAAGGUGCUGGACAACGCCAUCGAGACGGAGAAGAUGAUUGAGAAGUACGAGUCGCUGGCCUCGGACCUGCUGGAGUGGAUCGAGCAGACCAUCAUCAUCCUCAACAACCGCAAGUUCGCCAACUCACUAGUGGGGGUGCAGCAGCAGCUGCAGGCCUUCAACACCUACCGCACCGUGGAGAAACCACCCAAGUUCACAGAGAAGGGCAACCUGGAGGUGCUGCUCUUCACCAUCCAGAGCAAGAUGAGGGCCAACAACCAGAAGGUCUACAUGCCACGCGAGGGCAAGCUCAUCUCUGACAUCAACAAGGCCUGGGAGCGUCUGGAGAAGGCGGAGCAUGAGCGUGAGCUGGCGUUGAGGACGGAGCUGAUUCGCCAGGAGAAGCUGGAGCAACUGGCACGCCGUUUCGACCGCAAGGCCGCCAUGAGGGAGACCUGGCUCAGCGAGAACCAGAGACUCGUCUCACAGGACAACUUUGGCUUCGACCUGCAGGCGGUGGAGGCGGCCACCAAGAAGCACGAGGCCAUCGAGACGGACAUCGCCGCCUACGAGGAGCGCGUGCAGGCCGUGGUGGCCGUGGCGACCGAGCUGGAGGCCGAGAACUACCACGACAUCAAGCGCAUCAACGCGCGCCGCGACAACGUGCUGCGCCUCUGGGAGUACCUGCUGGAGCUGCUGAAGGCGCGACGCCACCGGCUGGAGAUGAACCUCGGCCUGCAGAGAGUCUUCCAGGAGAUGCUGUACAUCAUGGACUGGAUGGACGAGAUGAAGAUGCUACUGCUGUCUCAGGACUACGGGAAGCACCUGCUGGGCGUGGAGGACCUGAUGCAGAAGCACGCGCUGGUGGAGGCCGACAUCGCCAUCCAGGCCGACCGCGUCAAGGCCGUCAACAACAACGCACAGAAGUUCGCCAUCGACGAGAGCGGCUACAAGCCGUGUGACCCGCAGGUGAUCCGCGACCGCGUGUCCCAUAUGGAGUUCUGCUACCAGGAGCUGAUGCAGCUGGCGGCCGAGCGCCGCGCCCGCCUGGAGGAGUCCCGGCGCCUCUGGAAGUUCUUCUGGGAGAUGGCCGAGGAGGAGGGCUGGAUGCGCGAGAAGGAGCAGAUCCUGUCGUCCGACGACUGCGGCAAGGACCUGACGGGAGCGGCGCGGCUGCUGAGCCAACACCGCGCCCUGGAGGACGAGAUGAGCGGCCGCGCCGCCAAGCUCCACGCAACGGCCCAGGAGGGCGAGGAGAUGGCCGACGCGGGGCACUUCGGCGCGGACCGCAUCCGGGAGCGCGCCGGGGAAGUCAAGGCCCAGUGGGCCGCCCUGGAGGCGCUGGCCGCGGCCCGCAAGGCCCGGCUGGAAGAGGCCUGCGCCCUGCACCAGUUCCUAGUAGACGCGGACGACGCCGACGCCUGGACCCUGGACGCCCUGCGGGUGGUCUCCAGCGGCGACCUGGGCCACGACGAGUUCUCGGCCCGCGCGCUGGCCAAGAAGCACAAGGACGCGGCCGAAGAGGUCGCCAGCUACCGGCCCGCCUUGGACGCGCUGCACGAGCAGGCAAAGGCGCUGCCCGCCGAGCACGCCGAGUCGGAGGAGGUGAAAGGUCGGCUGGCGGGCAUCGAGGAGCGCUACGCGGAGGUGGCGGAGCUGACGCGGCUCCGGAAGCAGGCGCUCAACGACGCGCUGGCCUUCUACAAGAUGCAGAGCGAGGCGGAGGCCUGCGAGGUCUGGAUCGACGAGAAGCAGCAAUGGCUGGACCAACUGGAGAUCCCAGAGAAGCUGGAGGACCUGGAGGUUAUUCAGCACAGGUUUGAGAGUUUGGAGCCUGAAACCAACAACCAGGCGUCUCGUAUCGCCGUGGUCAACCAGAUCGCCAGGCAGCUGAUCCACAACGGACACCCGAGCGAGAAGGACAUCAAGGCCCAGCAGGACAAGCUGAACACCAGGUGGAGCGCGUUCCGUGAGCUGGUGGACCGCAAGAAGGAGCUGCUGCAGUCGGCGCUGGGCGUGCAGAACUACCACCUGGACUGCAACGAGACCAAGUCCUGGAUCCGGGAGAAGACCAAGGUCAUCGAGUCCACCCAGGAGCUGGGCAACGACCUGACGGGCGUCAUGGCACUGCAGAGGAAGCUGACGGGCAUGGAGCGCGACCUCGCCGCCAUCGAAGACAAGCUCGGAGACCUCAAGGGAGAGGCAGCCCGCCUGGCAGAGGAGCAUCCGGACCAGGCGACCGCCAUCACAGACCAGCUGACGGAGAUCGGAGCCGUCUGGGAGGAGAUGAAGGAGACGCUCAGGGCCCGCGAGGAGUCCCUCGGAGAGGCCUCCAAACUCCAGGGCUUCCUGAGGGAUCUGGAUGACUUCCAGGCCUGGCUGUCGCGCACGCAGACGGCCAUCGCCUCCGAGGACAUGCCCAACACGCUGGCCGAGGCCGAGAAGCUGCUGGCCCAGCACGAGGCCAUCAAGAACGAGAUCCGCAACUACGAAGAGGACUACCAGAAGAUGCGCGACAUGGGUGAGAUGGUGACGCGGGGCCAGACGGAUGCCCAGUACAUGUUCCUGAGGCAGCGGCUGCAGGCGCUGGACACCGGCUGGAACGAGCUCCACAAGAUGUGGGAGAACCGGCAGAACCUGCUGUCCCAGUCCCACGCCUACCAGCUCUUCCUGCGCGACACCAAGCAGGCCGAGGCCUUCCUCAACAACCAGGAGUAUGUGCUGGCCCACACGGAGCUGCCGGCCACGCUGGAGGGUGCGGAGACGUCCAUCAGGAAGCAGGAGGACUUCAUGACCACGAUGGACGCCAACGAGGACAAGAUCAACGGCGUGGUGGAGGCCGGCAGGCGGCUGGCCAGCGACGGCAACAUCAACGCAGACAAGAUCCUGGAGAAGGUGGACUCCAUCGACGACAGGCAUAAGAAGAAUCGUGAGUUGGCAGUGGACCUGCUGAUGAGACUGAAGGACAACAGAGACUUGCAGAAGUUCCUACAGGAUUGCCAAGAGCUGAACUUGUGGAUCAGUGAGAAGAUGCUGACGGCCCAGGACAUGUCGUAUGACGAGGCGCGCAACCUGCACAGCAAGUGGCUCAAGCACCAGGCCUUCAUGGCCGAACUGCAGUCCAACAAGGAGUGGCUGGACAAGAUAGACAAGGAGGGUAAGCAGCUGGUGUCUGAGAAGACGGAGCUGGAGGAGACGGUGCGUGAGCAGCUGGCCCUGCUGCAGCAGCAGUGGAGGGAGCUGGAGGACACCACCCAGACCAAGGCCCAGCGCCUCUUCGACGCCAACAAGGCCGAGCUCUUCACCCAGAGCUGCGCCGACCUGGACAAGUGGCUGGGCGGCCUGGAGGGACAGAUCCAGUCCGACGACUACGGCAAGGACCUGACCAGCGUCAACAUCCUGCUCAAGAAGCAACAGAUGUUGGAGAGCCAGGUGGAGGUGCGCCAGAGGGAGGUGGUGGAGCUGCAGUCGCAGGCGGUGGCCCUCAGCCAGGAGGGCCGGGACACAGAGGAGGUGGACGGCCAGCGGCAGGUGGUGGAGCAGAAGUUCAAGGAGCUGCUGGACCCCCUGCUGAAGAGGAAGAACAUGCUGCAGGCCUCCCGCGAGAUACACCAGUUCAACCGCGACGUCGAGGACGAGAUCCUGUGGGCUGAGGAGAGGAUGCCCAUCGCCACCUCCACUGACCACGGACACAACCUGCAGACAGUACAGCUGCUCAUCAAGAAGAACCAGACCCUCCAGAAGGAGAUCCAGGGCCACCAGCCGCGCUUCGACGACAUCUUCGAGCGUAGCCAGGCCAUCGUGGGCGGCGAGGGGCCCGAUGGCUCCCCAUUGAGCCCCGCCAGCCCCAGCGCAGAGCCCAUCCGCGCCCGGCUGGCCGACCUGCAGGCCCUGUGGGCGCAGCUCAAGGCCGAGGCCGACAACCGCCACGGCCGCCUGGAGGAGGCCCACAAGGCCCAGCAGUACUACUUCGACGCCGCCGAGGCCGAGGCCUGGAUGAGCGAGCAGGAGCUGUACAUGAUGUCCGAGGAGAAGGCGAAGGAUGAGCAGAGCUCGGUGGCCAUGCUGAAGAAGCACCAGAUCCUGGAGCAGGCGGUGGAGGACUACGCAGAGGCCGUGCACCAGCUCUCCAAGACCAGCAGGGGGCUGGUGGCCGCCGGACACCCAGAAAGUGAGAGGAUAGGCAUGCGCCAGUCGCAGGUGGACAAGUUGUACGCGGGGCUGAAGGACCUGUCCGAGGAGAGGAGGGGCAAGUUGGACGAGAGGUUCCGCCUCUUCCAGCUGAACCGGGAGGUGGACGACCUGGAGCAGUGGAUCGCCGAGAGGGAGGUGGUGGCCGGAUCCCACGAACUCGGACAGGACAUCGAGCACGUCACGAUGUUGCAGGAGCGUUUCCGCGAGUUCGCCCGGGACACGGGCACCAUCGGGCAGGAGCGCGUGGACUCUGUGAACCGCAUGGCAGACGAGCUUAUCAACGCUGGACAUGCCGACGCAGCCACUGUGGCCGAGUGGAAGGACGGUCUGAACGAGGCGUGGGCCGACCUGUUGGAGCUGAUCGACACGCGUACACAGAUCCUGGCGGCCUCGUACGAGCUGCACAAGUUCUACCACGACGCCAAGGAGAUCCUGAGCCGCGUGCUGGAGAAGCACAAGAGGCUGCCGGAGGAGCUGGGCAGGGACCAGAACACUGUGGAGACCCUGCAGAGGAUGCACACCACCUUCGAACACGACAUCCAGGCCCUGGGCACGCAGGUCAAGCAGCUGCAGGAGGAUGCGGCGCGUCUCCAGUCGGCGUACGCGGGCGACAAGGCGGAGGACAUCGCUCGGCGCGAGGGGGAGGUGCUGGAGGCCUGGCGGAGCCUGCUGGAGGCCUGCGACGGACGCCGCGCGCGCCUCCUCGACACCGGAGACAAGUUCCGCUUCUUCAGCAUGGUGCGAGACCUCAUGCUGUGGAUGGAGGACGUCAUACGCCUCAUCGAGGCCCAGGAGAAGCCCAGGGAUGUGUCCUCUGUGGAGCUCCUGAUGAACAACCACCAGGGCAUCAAGGCGGAGAUCGACGCCCGAAACGACAGCUUCACCGCCUGCAUCGAGCUGGGCAAGUCCCUGCUGGCACGCAAGCACUACGCAUCGGAAGAGAUUAAAGAGAAGUUGCUACAGUUGACGGACAAGAGGAAAGAGAUGAUUGACAAGUGGGAGGACAGAUGGGAGUGGCUAAGAUUGAUUCUGGAGGUGCACCAGUUUGGCCGUGACGCGGGGGUGGCGGAGGCGUGGCUGCUGGGCCAAGAGCCCUACCUGUCGAGUAAUGUGGCUGGCCAGAGCGUGGACGAGGUGGAGAAGCUGAUCAAGAGGCACGAGGCCUUCGAGAAGUCCGCCGCCACCUGGGAGGAGAGAUUCAGCGCACUGGAGAGACUGACUACGUUGGAAUUACUGGAAGUGAGAAGACAGCAAGAGGAGGAGGAGAGGAGGAGAAAACCCCCCAGCCCCGAGCCAGUGGCACAGGAGGUGCAGAGGGAAGGAGAGCAAGUGACACAGAACGGACUGUCAUCGGAUCAGGAUUCACCACGGGACGGCGUGGACGUCGGAGGGGAGAUCGUGAACGGCGUGGCGGAGCGUAGCUCCAAGGAGCCAAGCCCGCUGCCCUCCCCCACCUCCGGCAGGCGGCCCAAGGGCAGCCAGUCCUCCUCCACGCUGCCCGCCAAGGCCCAGGACCCUUCGUCGCCCUCCCCGGCCCAGCUGGAGGGCCUGCUGCACCGCAAGCACGAGUUCGAGGGACACAACAAGAAGGCCUCCAACAGGUCUUGGCAUAACGUGUACUGCGUGAUCAACAACCACGAGAUGGGCUUCUACAAGGACAACAAGAGUGCCACCCAGGGCAUCCCCUACCACAACCAGAUCCCCAUCAGCCUGAGGGACGCCUCCUGCGAGGUGGCCUCCGAAUACAAGAAGAAGAAGCACGUCUACAAACUCAAGGUUACAGACGGCAACGAGUAUCUCUUCCAAGCCAAAGAUGAUGAGGAGAUGAACACGUGGAUCCAGGCCAUCCAGAACGCCAGCGUGAGCUCCGGCUCGGGCUCGGCCUCCUCGGACAACAAGUCGGAGAUCUCGCCGCCUAGCAACCAGAGCACGCCCGCCAGCAGCCGCGCCCACACCCUGCCCGCCUCCGUCUCCAUGACAACCGAGUCCAGCCCGGGCAAGCGGGAGAAGGACAAGGAGAAGGAGAAGGAGAAGCGAUUCAGCAUCUUCAGCAAGAAGAAGUAGAUGUAGUAGCGGAGGAGUGCAAUGGAGACUAACCCCCCGACUAUCUAUCUAUCUUCUCUAUCUCUCCCUCUCUCUCGCUCUUCAGUAAGAAGAAAGGAGUAGUGGAAGCUCCCCCUGACUAUCUAUCUAUCUCUCAGCCUCUGACUAUCUAUCUAUCUUCUCUAUCUCUCCCUCUCUCUUGCUCUUCAGUAAGAAGACAGGAGUAGUGGAAGCUCCCCCUGACUAUCUAUCUAACUCUUGCUAUUCUCUCUCUCUCUCUCUCUCUCUCUCUCUCUCUCUCUCUCUCUCUCUCGUUCUCUCUCUCUCUCUCUCUCUCUCUCUCUCUCUCUCGUUCUCUCGUUCUCUCUCUUCAGCAAGAAGAAGCAGUAGAGGCUCCCCCUAUUAUCUAUCUCCAGAUCUAUCUUCAUCUAUCUCUCUUCCUGUUCCCUGUUAUCUUCUUGCUGAAGUGAGAUCUUGAGAAACAUGAUAAGAGAUAGAAAGAGAACUUUCUCUUUCGCUCUCUUUAUCUCUCGCUUUUUCUCUCGUUCUCUCUCUCUCUCUUUGUCUCUGUCACUUCUUAUCCGGUCAGAACAAAAAAAAUUGUAACCUUCAAAACCUGUAAACUACCCCUCACUACACGUUCUACUACUCCUACACAAAACACUUCACCCACCACCAAAUACACACCACCCGCCCGGUCUAACCACCUCCUCCUCCUCCUCCUCCUCCUCCUCCUCCUCCUCUACUCUGCUCCUCUUUUCUCGUUUUUUUUGUUUGUUUAUUUGUUUGUUUGUUUUCUACUUCUUGCUUGUGUGUGUAUGUACGUGAGUGUAUCUCCACAGCAGUGACGUUCCAGCAUGCAAGCUUGAGAACACACACUUCCAGAGCUCACCGGGCUCUGUGCCUAAAAUGUAAAGGGGUACCUAAAAUUCGGGAAAACACUGUUCACAUGAAAACAGGAAAUUAACAAAAAAACAACAUAAACAGGAAACAUGAAAAGUGAAGGUGAAAUAAAAAUGAAGUAAAAACUGAAGAACAUUUGAGCUGUUGAAAGAGCAGCGAGUUGGGGGGCAACCGCCCAUCUUAAAAUGUUUUAAGGACCAGAUUUUUUAACGUUUUUGGUUUUUGAUUUGUAUUACUGUUAGUAUUAUUAUUAUCUUGAAUUACAAUGUUUUAUUUUUUUCGGGAACAAUUUUAUGGAUAACUCGUUUUUUUGUAAUUGUCUAUCACCAAAGGGGUCUUGAAGUUUUGAACACAUUUCCUCAAUUUUUCUGAGGCUUCUGCCAACAGUGAUGUUUAGCAACAUUGUUCCCUUCAUCGUUGUUGUGGAAACAGACAGACAUUCUGAAUAGACAUUCUAUAGAACCUCAGCUGUUUCCUUAACAACAGAGGGGACAGGUGUUCUAUUUACAAAUUCCAGUCGAAACAGACCCAAAUUCAAAUGUCCAUUUUACCAGUAGAGCUACGAUAUAAUGAAUGAUUCACAAAUAGUCUUUCAAGCUAGACGCUACGUGCUGAGAUUUAAAAAUGGCAUAUUAUCGCUGAUAGGUCGAUAACGUUUCACCUCACAAUUUGCUCCAAUUUCACAGGCAUAAUAAUCUAACCUAGGUUCGGGUUGUGGAAGGAGGCAAGACAAAAGAUAUUAUCUCAGUCUUUCCAGAAUGUUCUAUAGAGGGAAACGUGUAACCCUACUAAUGUUUUUAAAUAUAUAUAAAUAUAUUUUACAUUUUUGUUUUUUCCCUUUUGUUUUAAUGCUUUUCCCAUAUUGUUUAUAUGUGUGUUGACUGCCAUUCCCUCUGGGUUGCAUCAUAAUAUAUGUUUUCAAAUAAGCAUAGUACAGAGUAUAAAAAGCUAGCUGUAUUAUAAACACUUUAAACAAAAAAGCAUCAAUGUUAGCCAGGGCAGGGUGGGGGGAGUUUAAAAAAAGCAUUUACUGGGAAUUUAAUAAAUGUAAUAAUAGCUCAAAAUAAACAAAAAACAGGGGGAGAAAUAAGACUUUAAAAAAUAUGGUUGCUUGCUUGUUGGCUUCAGCACUGUGCAUUAAUAUUGUUUUGUUAUUCUUUUCUGUUCAAUAUUUUUUUCUACAUUAUUCUGCUCUUUUCAUACAUAUUGUGCAUUUCUUCCGUCACUGUAUCUAUUGUACCGAAACUAAAAGAAAAAAACGAAUGAAUUUUCAUCUUUACUGCACAAUCAGAUAACUAAAAAAUAAAAUAAACGAAUAAAGUUAAAAAGACAUACUAGGAAUGGUAUCCUUUUUUGCGAGGUAUCCGGGGCAACUGGGUGUAUAUGCAAAACUCUUGCCCUGAGCCUCAUGAUGUAUGAAACUGCACCUGUAGAUCCCCUCUACCCUCCUUCCUCCCUCCCUCUCUCUCUCUCUCUCUCUCUCCCUCUCUCUCUCUCUCUCUCUCUCUCUCUCUGGUAAAUAUGUGCGAUGUCAUUAAAAUGCUUUUAAACAUUACAA